AUGCCGAUUCCAAGAAAAGCCUUAACUGUUGUUUCUCAUUUUCCCAUUACCUUCUCUCUGUUUUUAGCUUUCUUCAUCUCCUCGACCUCCGCAUCGACCAAUGAAGUUGCAGCUUUAAUUUCUUGGCUUCACAGCUCGACGAUCUCGCCGCCUCCGUCAGUAUUCUCCGGUUGGAAUCCUUCUGACUCAGACCCAUGUCAAUGGCCUUACAUUACUUGCUCCUCCUCCGAGAACAAACUCGUUACAGAGAUCAAUGUCGUCUCUGUUCAAUUAGCUUUACCUUUCCCUCCUAACAUCUCUUCGUUUACCUCACUUCAGAAACUCGUUAUCUCCAACACUAAUCUCACUGGAAGUAUAUCUUCUGAGAUAGGAGAUUGUUCUGAGCUUAGAGUUAUUGAUUUGAGCUCAAACAGUCUUGUUGGUGAAAUACCUUCAAGUCUUGGUAAGCUCAAGAAUCUCCAAGAACUCAGUUUAAACUCCAAUGGCCUCACUGGAAAGAUCCCACCGGAACUUGGUGUCUGCAUUGCUCUCAAGAAUAUUGAGAUAUUCGACAAUUACUUAUCCGGGAAUCUACCGCUGGAGCUUGGAAAGAUCUCGACUCUGGAGAGCAUAAGAGCCGGAGGAAACUCAGAGCUUUCAGGGAAGAUCCCAGAGGAGAUUGGAAACUGUCUGAAUCUGACGGUUUUAGGGCUCGCCGCUACGAAAAUAACCGGUUCUUUACCUGUUUCGUUGGGUAAACUAAGUAAGCUUCAGUCUUUAUCGGUGUAUUCCACAAUGCUCUCAGGUGACAUCCCUAAAGAGCUUGGAAACUGCUCUGAACUUAUCAAUCUGUUUCUAUACGACAAUGACUUGUCCGGCACGCUACCAAAAGAGCUUGGAAAGCUUAAAAACCUAGAGAAGAUGCUUCUAUGGCAAAAUAAUCUACACGGACCUAUCCCUGAGGAGAUUGGAUUUAUUAAAAGCUUAAAUGCAAUUGAUCUCUCUAUGAACUAUUUCUCAGGAACCAUCCCUGAAUCGUUUGGUAACUUGUCAAAUCUCCAAGAGCUUAUGCUUAGUAGCAACAACAUCACCGGGUCAAUACCUUCGGUUCUAAGUAACUGCACACAGCUUGUUCAGUUGCAGAUUGACGCCAAUCAGAUUUCGGGUUUGAUUCCGCCGGAGAUUGGAUUGCUUAAGGAGCUCAACAUCUUCUUGGGAUGGCAGAAUAAGCUAGAAGGGAAUAUUCCGGCAGAGCUAGCGGCUUUCUUCAUCUCCUCGACCUCCGCAUCGACCAAUGAAGUUGCAGCUUUAAUUUCUUGGCUUCACAGCUCGACGAUCUCGCCGCCUCCGUCAGUAUUCUCCGGUUGGAAUCCUUCUGACUCAGACCCAUGUCAAUGGCCUUACAUUACUUGCUCCUCCUCCGAGAACAAACUCGUUACAGAGAUCAAUGUCGUCUCUGUUCAAUUAGCUUUACCUUUCCCUCCUAACAUCUCUUCGUUUACCUCACUUCAGAAACUCGUUAUCUCCAACACUAAUCUCACUGGAAGUAUAUCUUCUGAGAUAGGAGAUUGUUCUGAGCUUAGAGUUAUUGAUUUGAGCUCAAACAGUCUUGUUGGUGAAAUACCUUCAAGUCUUGGUAAGCUCAAGAAUCUCCAAGAACUCAGUUUAAACUCCAAUGGCCUCACUGGAAAGAUCCCACCGGAACUUGGUGUCUGCAUUGCUCUCAAGAAUAUUGAGAUAUUCGACAAUUACUUAUCCGGGAAUCUACCGCUGGAGCUUGGAAAGAUCUCGACUCUGGAGAGCAUAAGAGCCGGAGGAAACUCAGAGCUUUCAGGGAAGAUCCCAGAGGAGAUUGGAAACUGUCUGAAUCUGACGGUUUUAGGGCUCGCCGCUACGAAAAUAACCGGUUCUUUACCUGUUUCGUUGGGUAAACUAAGUAAGCUUCAGUCUUUAUCGGUGUAUUCCACAAUGCUCUCAGGUGACAUCCCUAAAGAGCUUGGAAACUGCUCUGAACUUAUCAAUCUGUUUCUAUACGACAAUGACUUGUCCGGCACGCUACCAAAAGAGCUUGGAAAGCUUAAAAACCUAGAGAAGAUGCUUCUAUGGCAAAAUAAUCUACACGGACCUAUCCCUGAGGAGAUUGGAUUUAUUAAAAGCUUAAAUGCAAUUGAUCUCUCUAUGAACUAUUUCUCAGGAACCAUCCCUGAAUCGUUUGGUAACUUGUCAAAUCUCCAAGAGCUUAUGCUUAGUAGCAACAACAUCACCGGGUCAAUACCUUCGGUUCUAAGUAACUGCACACAGCUUGUUCAGUUGCAGAUUGACGCCAAUCAGAUUUCGGGUUUGAUUCCGCCGGAGAUUGGAUUGCUUAAGGAGCUCAACAUCUUCUUGGGAUGGCAGAAUAAGCUAGAAGGGAAUAUUCCGGCAGAGCUAGCUGGUUGUCAGAAUCUUCAAGCUCUUGACUUGUCUCAGAAUUUUCUCACAGGAGCUAUACCUGCUGGAUUGUUUCAGCUUCGUAAUCUGACUAAGCUCUUGCUUAUAUCCAAUGCCAUCUCCGGUGUUAUCCCACAGGAGAUAGGAAACUGCACUUCGCUUGUCAGAUUAAGGCUUGUCAAUAACAGAAUCACAGGAGAAAUCCCUAAAGGAAUAGGGUUUCUUCAGAACCUUAGCUUCCUCGACUUGUCAGAAAACAAUCUCUCAGGUCAAGUUCCUUCGGAGAUAAGCAACUGCAGACAACUCCAGAUGCUGAACUUGAGCAACAACACUCUUCGAGGUUAUCUCCCUCUCUCUUUGUCUUCUUUAACAAAGCUUCAGGUACUUGAUGUCUCUUCAAAUGACUUGACUGGUAAGAUACCUGAUAGUCUAGGUCAUCUCGUUUCGCUCAAUCGGCUCAUUCUUAGUAAGAAUUCCUUCAGUGGUGUCAUCCCUUCGUCUCUCGGUCACUGCACAAAUCUUCAGCUUCUUGAUCUCAGCAGUAAUAACAUCUCUGGAACCAUACCAGAGGAACUCUUUGACAUUGAAGAUCUAGACAUUGCCUUAAACUUGAGCUGGAACUCAUUAGAUGGCUUUAUCCCAGCAAGGAUCUCAGCGCUUAACCGCUUAUCCGUGCUGGAUAUUUCUGGUGUCAUCCCUUCGUCUCUCGGUCACUGCACAAAUCUUCAGCUUCUUGAUCUCAGCAGUAAUAACAUCUCUGGAACCAUACCAGAGGAACUCUUUGACAUUGAAGAUCUAGACAUUGCCUUAAACUUGAGCUGGAACUCAUUAGAUGGCUUUAUCCCAGCAAGGAUCUCAGCGCUUAACCGCUUAUCCGUGCUGGAUAUUUCGCAUAACAUGCUUUCGGGUGACCUCUUCGCGCUAUUCGGUUUAGAAAACUUGGUCUCUCUGAACAUCUCUCACAACAGAUUCUCAGGUUAUCUCCCAGACAGUAAAGUGUUUAGACAGCUGAUAGGAGCAGAGAUGGAAGGAAAUAAUGGACUCUGUUCCAAAGGUAUAAGGUCUUGUUUCGUCAGUAACAGUACACAGUUCAGUACACAGCGGAGUCUCCACUCACAGAGACUAAAGAUAGCCAUUGGAUUGCUAAUCAGCGUGACAGCGGUUCUAGCGGUAUUAGGCGUGUUAGCUGUUUUACGGGCAAGACAAAUGAUUCGUGACGGUAACGAUUCAGAGACUGGAGAAAAUCUGUGGACAUGGCAAUUCACACCUUUUCAGAAACUCAACUUCACAGUUGAACACGUACUCAAGUGCUUGGUAGAAGGUAAUGUUAUAGGAAAAGGUUGUUCCGGGAUAGUGUACAAAGCUGAAAUGCCUAACAGAGAAGUCAUCGCUGUGAAAAAACUCUGGCCAGUGACGGUGACAUUGCCUAAUAUGAACGAGAAGAUUAAAACAUCUGGAGUUCGAGAUUCAUUCUCAGCUGAAGUCAAAACACUUGGAUCGAUCAGACACAAGAACAUUGUAAGGUUCUUGGGAUGUUGUUGGAACAAGAACACUAGACUUCUUAUGUAUGAUUAUAUGUCAAAUGGGAGUUUGGGAAGUUUGCUUCACGAGAGAAAUGGAGUAUGCAGCCUAGGAUGGGAGGUUAGGUAUCGGAUUAUACUGGGUGCAGCUCAGGGUUUGGCUUACUUGCACCAUGACUGUGCUCCUCCCAUUGUUCAUAGAGACAUCAAGGCUAAUAAUAUUCUGAUUGGUCCAGAUUUUGAACCUUACAUUGGAGAUUUCGGGCUUGCUAAGCUUGUUGAUGAUGGGGACUUCGCUCGGUCCUCCAACACCAUCGCUGGUUCAUAUGGUUACAUAGCUCCAGAAUACGGAUACUCAAUGAAGAUAACAGAGAAAAGCGACGUGUAUAGCUACGGAGUCGUGGUUCUAGAGGUACUAACGGGUAAGCAACCGAUCGAUCCAACGAUACAAGACGGUCUCCAUAUAGUGGACUGGGUCAAGAAAGUCAGAGAUAUACAAGUAAUCGACCAAUCAUUACAAGCGAGACCAGAGUCAGGGGUCGAAGAGAUGAUUCAAACGCUAGGAGUCGCGCUUCUAUGCGUUAAUCCAAUACCCGAAGAGAGGCCUACAAUGAAAGAUGUGGCUGCUAUGCUUAGUGAGAUACGUCAAGAAAGAGAGGAAUCGAUGAAAGUUGAUGGUUCCUCGGGAAGUUGUAACAAUGGAGGAGAGCGUCGCAGAGAUGAUUCUACUUCAUCGGUAAUGCAACAAACGGCUAAGUAUUUGAGAAGUAGUAGCACGAGUUUUUCGGCGUCUUCUUUGCUUUACUCUUCUUCUUCUUCUGCUACUUCCAAUGCUAGACCAAAUCUUAAAUAGAUGGGUAAUUAUGUUUCUAA
Messenger RNA from Camelina sativa (false flax), 4802 nucleotides. The record is from RefSeq and is a predicted model, not a curated record. NCBI's taxonomy places the organism in Eukaryota, Viridiplantae, Streptophyta, Magnoliopsida, Brassicales, Brassicaceae.